CAAUUCAUAAUUUCGUCGACGAUAAGCUUUCUUUGAGGUUUUAGCCUAAAAUAUGGCCAAAAUAUCUAACCCGACCAAGGAGGCUCGUGCGAUAAUACACGACGAGUCGCACACUGACCAUGUGGGUUCGUCCAAAAUCAUCGUCACCUUCGUUCUCGGUACCAUCAUCGUAUCCAAUGUGAUCAUGGCCGCAUUCACUGUCAGGGUCGGUGUUUUGAUGGUCUUUGUGUGUGGAGUCGUAUUCACAUCGUGGAAUUUGGACGUUUUAGUAAACAAGCAAGACUUUAAUCAUGGCAGAAAACAAAUCAUCAAUAGUGACAUCGAUGACCACCUGACAACUAGCAAUGGCGAUAAAAAGGAGAAUGUGAUUAGCGGAGGGAAUCUUCAAAGCAUAAAUCUAACCAAUGUGGAACCUGGACAAAGAAUGGUGAUAUCUGAUAAAGUUCCAGGAUAUGUUGGAGACCCGAUCUAUCCGUUCGAGGAAGAAAACACUGGUGAAGAAAGUGAGAAUGAUGAUGAUGGAUCAAGAUCAGAUCAUGAUAAUGUGAUAACAAACAAUUCCUCUCAUCAAGAUAUAAAGACAUUCUUCACGGCAGUUCAGACAACGUUCAAAGACGUUCAAAUUUUACCAAACCGGUCUAUUCCGACGCUUGAAUUUCUUGAUGCCUGUCUCAAUGCAGUUCAGAUACUCAAAAAUAUGAGAAGAGCAAUAUUUGAUCGGGUGGAGGCUGAUGUACAAGGAAAUAUAAAGAAAAUUCGUGAUAACUACAAUAGUCAUCCAGAUGAAAGCUAUACUCUUCAGUCUAUGAUCUUACAUGAUGUAGAAGAGUUAGAAAUACUAAACAACGAUCCAGACUAUUAUGCAACAUCAACCAUUCUUGCCCUGAAAUGGCUCGUCAGAGCAUUUCGAUUUAUAUCAAGGUUCAUGAAAUAUAUCAUCGAGGGACGAGAUCAGAUUCAGAGCGCUAAUAAAGCCUAUGAUGAGACGCUAAAAAUGCAUCAUGGGUUUAUCGCCAGGGCGAUUUUUAAGACUGCAUUCUUGACACUUUCAACUCGACGUGACUUCCUGAAAGAAUUUGCAUUGAACGAGGCUGACUUCGCUAGACCCGAUUUUGAAGAAAAAGUCAUCGCAGAUUCCCGGGAUUAUUUCAUCGCCUUAGAUGAGAGAUUGGAAAUCAUCGAAAGAUUCUUUUUACAGCAUGAUAUAGAACUUUAAUCAUCUUGAAUAUUAUAUCGUCAUAUUAUUUUAUGCGCUCUUUUUAUGCUGAAUGAACUGCUGCUUUUGAAGUAUAUGAUGCUCUUGUUUUUUACAUAUAUAUAUUCAUAAAAUGAUUUUUAAAUUCAUAAUCAUUCACACGCGAUCAGUUGCCUACGAUGUGUUGUGAUUUUUUAUCAACAUAAAAAUGUGUUCUAAACUUGUAAUCUGUAUUCGUAAAUAUAGCCUGUAUACAAGAACAUUGAACUAACAUAUAUGAAAAGAGAAGGUAAAUAUACAGAUAGAUGGAUGAGUGGAACCGGGGAAUGGAUAGUACUUUCAACAUUGCUACUGCAUUUUAGUCUGAACAUAUUAGUCCAUUUGCAUUAAUGCAGAAAUUACAUGAAAAAAUAUUCCACUCAGGUUACAGAUGUUUUUUUUUCUCUCACGCCCUUAGUUAUUUUAUACUGUUUAUAGCAUUUACUCAUCUUUUCUGCAACUCUUAUGUCAUAAUAUUGUAUACCUCUUACUUUUUUUCAAUGUUGUGUUUUACUAAUAUGUUGAUUUGUGUUUUGUUUUGGCGUUGAUAAUGUAUCCGCAAGGCCACAUCGAAUACCAUAUCUUUUCAAAGGGAUACCGAGAAAAAAAAAUAGAAUAGAAAUAUACAUGUAGAUAGAUUAGAUAGAUACACUACAGACCUAUUUCUAUUUUAGGUGGAGAUGGUAUAAACAUUUCUCAUAGAGCCCUAUAGACUUGCCAUAUUUAUAUAUUUCUAAAUACACUGCAUACAAUUCAUAAUCACUAUUAAUACUGAAUUUUUAAAAAAUUAUAACAAUAUUCCUAUCAUCUCUGUAUUUGAAAAUAAAGUUAGGUACACCAUGUUCUGAAAUAUUACUGUUAUUAGCCCAAGAAUGUACUAAUCAUGAUGGCAAUUAUUUAUGUGCCAAAAUAUAUAUUUACCAAAUAAAGGAUAAUGAAUUUGAAUAAAAAAAUAUUGCCACUGAUGUAAGGAAAAGUGUUGUUUAUAACUUUUAAUUUUAUUUCCAAUAAUAUAUCAUCAAAGUCACUAAAGAAGAAAGGGAAUAAGUGAAGAGCGAGAAACAAAGUGUGUGUGCAAGAGAGAGAUAUGAGAAAUAAAGACAGAUAGCGACGUAGAGAGAGAUAUAGUGGAAGACGGUGGAUGAGAGAAUGCAAAUAAAAAGAA
This is a messenger RNA of Lytechinus variegatus (green sea urchin), 2399 nucleotides long. RefSeq names its product pleckstrin homology domain-containing family A member 8-like. The record is from RefSeq and is a predicted model, not a curated record. The transcript is spliced from 9 exons. Bases 53 to 1216 code for a protein of 387 amino acids. Gene Ontology annotation, molecular function: ceramide 1-phosphate transfer activity; ceramide 1-phosphate binding. Gene Ontology annotation, cellular component: cytosol; membrane; cytoplasm. Gene Ontology annotation, biological process: ceramide transport; intermembrane lipid transfer. Lineage: Eukaryota; Metazoa; Echinodermata; Echinoidea; Temnopleuroida; Toxopneustidae.